Molecule: messenger RNA, 1050 nt
Organism: Eruca vesicaria subsp. sativa (arugula)
Lineage: Eukaryota; Viridiplantae; Streptophyta; Magnoliopsida; Brassicales; Brassicaceae
Source: the annotation of a GenBank genome assembly
AUGGCUCCGGUCUUACAGAGUUUAUAUCUCAUUGUUCAUCUAGAAAGAUGUAAUGCAAAGGAUACUGGAAUCUUGCUUGGAAUUGCAUUAGCUCUCCAUGUGCACGAGCUGGUUCUCGAAGUUCGAUCUAGAGAAGUGUUCAGAUUUCCUAGAAGCUUGUUAAAUUUUGGUACACUAGUGACCUUGAAACUCAAGAAUAAUGUUCAUAUGGAUGUCCCUUCUUCGGUUUGUAACAAAUCCCUUAGAAAUCUGCACCUUCACUAUGUGGAAUACCAGGACCAAAAUUCAGUUAUUAACUUUUUAGGUGGCUGUCCUAAUCUCAAGACUUUGACGGUGCAUAGAUAUUCACAUAGCAGUGUGAAGACAUUCACUAUAUCCGUACCAUCUUUAGAGAAGCUAUCAAUUUAUAAUAGCAAUGGUGGACAACCAGAUUGGGGCUAUGCCAUAAAUGCUCCUUCCUUGAAGCUCUUAAAGAUUAAAGGGAUUUCUGGUCUCGGGUUUUGUCUAAUUGAGAAUGUUAUGGAACUGGUGGAGGCAAGUAUCAUUGAUGUCUCUAGUAUAUCCAAUGAGAACCUUAUAGAAUCUCUAACUUCAGUCAAACGUCUUUCAUUGAGAAUAUCUCCUUUGAAGAUUAAGUUUACUACCGGUAACAUCUUUGAUCACCUGGUGUAUUUGGAGCUACAUGCAUAUAAAGAAGCGUGGUGGAAUCUACUUACCAUUAUGCUUGAUAGUUCUCCUAAAUUGAAAACCCUCAAGCUCAUCAACCGAUGGCAUUGUGAAAAAGAUUAUGUGGGUCGUGGGGAAUGGAAACAACCAAAAAAUGUUCCUAGAUGUUUUUGGUUUCAUCUUGAGAUAUUCAUAUGGAAAGGCUACAAAUGGCAACGAGAAGAUGAGAAGCAAGUGGCGAAAUACGUUCUGGGGAACGCAUUUAGUUUGAAGAGAGCAAUUUUCUCCACAAAGCGUAUCAAGCCUAAAAAGAGAGCUGAGGUGGUGAAAGAUUUGAAAAGUGUUGUCAAGGAUUCAAACAGAUGCCAGCUUAUAUUCAAAUGA